Molecule: messenger RNA, 1086 nt
Organism: Kazachstania africana CBS 2517
Lineage: Eukaryota; Fungi; Ascomycota; Saccharomycetes; Saccharomycetales; Saccharomycetaceae
Gene: MTG1
Product: putative GTPase MTG1
Exons: 1
Coding region: 1-1086 (361 amino acids)
Cellular component (GO): mitochondrion
Molecular function (GO): GTPase activity; GTP binding
Source: RefSeq, a predicted model, not a curated record
AUGGCGAGAUAUUCGAGUCUUCGUUAUUAUUCAACUCAUAGUUUUAUGCCAAGAUACGAAUUUCCCAAGUAUACUCUAGUCUUAUCAGAUUACAAGGGACAUCAAGCAAAAGCAAUGUCUAAAAUUGAACAGCUGGCACCUCAACUAAACAUGGUUCUUGAACUGAGAGAUAUUAGGGCACCUCUGUCUACUCGAAAUAUUCUAUUUGAUAAGCUUUUGAUGAGUAAGAAAUACAUGAUCAAAAGGCUUAUCAUAUACACAAAAAAGGAUUUGAUGGGAAAAGAUGAAAUAUAUUUCAAUAAAUUGAAAACAUGGCAUGAAGAAGCUAAUGAAAGUUUCAUUACAAUUGAUACAAGAAAUUCAAAUGAUAUAAAAAAUAUCAUGAAAAUUAUCAAGUGGGAAAGUUCUGCUCAUAAUAUGCCUUUACCGAUGGGAUAUCGUGUUCUUGUUAGUGGUAUGCCAAAUGUGGGAAAGUCAACUUUGAUUAAUUCCUUAAGAUCUUUCAGUUUAUCAACGAAGGGAAACAAAAUGAAAAAAGCCUGUAGAACAGGCAAUGAAGCGGGCGUAACAAGAAGUGUCAGCGAAGUCAUUAAAUUAAUGAAGGAGGAAGAUUCAGCACAUCCAGUAUACUUAAUUGAUUCACCGGGUAUUGGCUUACCAGGGAGAGUUAGCAACCAAAGUAGAAUCCUAUCGCAAGCUCUCUGUGAGUGUGUUAAAACAAAUUUAAUAGAUCCCGUAAUUCAGGCUGAUUAUUUACUGUUUCUAAUGAACUUACAAAACCCCAUAACAGAUUGUGAUUGGUAUCCGGAUUCCUCUGAAAAUCCGACGAACGACAUUUAUGAAGUUUUUAGAAGGCUAAACAGCAAUGGGAGAUCUACGAGUGAUACAUCCAUGGCCAUAAAAUGGCUUAGUGGAUGGAAACGCGGUGGUAACGGCCUACUUUUAGAUCCUGAAUUGCUCUUAUCAGCAAAUGAUUUUUCCUAUAAAAAUUAUAUCCUGAGGGAUUUAGAUAAACUCGGAGAUUUUGGGUUAAAGAGAGGAGCAUUUAAGAAGGUAAGAGAUAAUGCUAAAGAUUUUUUAUUUUGA